Molecule: messenger RNA, 3700 nt
Organism: Gasterosteus aculeatus aculeatus (three-spined stickleback)
Lineage: Eukaryota; Metazoa; Chordata; Actinopteri; Perciformes; Gasterosteidae
Gene: smg7
Product: SMG7 nonsense mediated mRNA decay factor
Biological process (GO): nuclear-transcribed mRNA catabolic process, nonsense-mediated decay
Cellular component (GO): telomerase holoenzyme complex
Molecular function (GO): protein binding; telomeric repeat DNA binding; telomerase RNA binding
Source: RefSeq, a predicted model, not a curated record
CCCCCCUCACUCCUCCUCCCCCCUCUGCCUCCUUCCCUCCCUCCUCCCCUCUACGGGCCCUGUGUGGGUCAGACAGGACCAACAUGGCGGCGGGAGGAGCGUUAGCCUCCGUACCGGCGGCAGUGUGAGGGUCGGUUUGUCCGGGAGGAUGAACGUGUGCGCUCAGUAUCUCCGACAGGCAGAGGCCCUGAAGGCUGACAUGACAGAUUCAAAGCUGGGGGCGGCGGAGGUGUGGACGUCCCGACAGGCCCUGCAGGAUCUGUACCAGAAGAUGCUGGUGACAGACCUUGAAUACGCUCUGGACAAGAAGGUGGAGCAAGACCUGUGGAAUCACGCCUUUAAGAACCAGAUCACCACGCUGCAGAGCCAGGCCAAGAACCGAGCCAACCCCAACCGCAGCGAGGUGCAGGCCAACCUGUCGCUGUUCCUGGAGGCAGCGAGCGGCUUCUACACACAGCUGCUACAGGAGCUGUGCACCGUCUUCAACGUGGACCUGCCGUGCCGCGUCAAGUCGUCUCAGCUCGGCAUCAUCAGCAAUAAACAGGGCGGCGGCGCCAUCGUCACACCGCAACCCAGCUCCUGCUCCUACAUCUGCCAGCACUGCCUCGUCCACCUGGGAGACAUCGCUCGUUACCGUAACCAGACCAGCCAGGCGGAGUCGUACUACCGACACGCAGCUCAGCUGGUCCCGUCCAACGGUCAGCCCUACAACCAGCUGGCCAUCCUGGCCUCCUCCAAAGGAGACCACCUCAGCACCAUCUUCUACUACUGCCGCAGCAUCGCGGUCAAGUUCCCCUUCCCGGCCGCCUCCACCAACCUGCAGAAGGCUCUGUCCAAGGCUCUGGAGAGCCGCGACGAGGUGAAGACCAAGUGGAGCGUGUCUGACUUCGUUCGGGCCUUCAUCAAGUUCCAUGGCCACGUCUACCUGAGCAAGAGUCUGGAGAAGCUGGACCUCCUGAGGGAGAAGCUAGAGGAGCAGUUCCAGAGACUGACCCUGCAGAAGGCCUUCAGCUCCCAGCAGCUGGUCCACAUCACAGUCAUCAACCUGUUCGAACUCCACCACCUCAGGGACCUGACGGCUGAAGGCAGCGAGCAGAUCUUCAACGGCGAGCAGCAGGUUGGCUGGUUCCAGCUGCUGGGCCUCUUCAUGUCCUUCCUGGGAGUCAUGUGCAGCCGCGUUAUACUCAACAACAGCCGCGGGGAGGAGAUCAUGGGGGAGUGUCCUCUGCCGGCCAUCAAGGUUUCUCUGGACUGGCUGAAGCUGAGACCCAGCAUCUUCCCCGAGGCCGCCAUGGACCAGAGGCAGCACGUUUGGCCCUGGCUGGUCUCCAUCCUCAACAGUUUCCAGCCCAGAGAGGACACCGUGUCCUUCUCCUCGGUGACGCCCCUUCCAGAGGAGUUUGAGCUGCAGGGUUUCCUGGCUCUCCGGCCCGCUCUGAGGUCCUUGGACUUCACCAAAGGUCAUCAGGGCGUCCUGGUGGACAGGGACGGCCUGCCGGUCCACACCCGACAUCAGAGACUCAUCAGUUUGGGCAGAUGGGUGGCCGACAACCAGCCGGGGCUGAUCCAGUGCAAGGUGAGCGAAGACGGCCUCCUCGUCUUCAUCACCGACAUUCCAGAGCAGGCCGUCGAGGAGCCCCUGGAGAAGGAGACGCCGGUGCUGCAGGAGUCGUCCAACGCCGAGCAGACGGCCAACGACGGCGGCAACUGCGGCCUGAAGUCGGUGCUGUCGGCGGGGAAGACGCAGAGCUCGUGGCCCGACGGGAGCGAGCGACCCGUCGUCACCUUCAAGGAGAACAUCAAGCCCAGGGAGCAGAGCCGAGAGCCCACGCGCAGCCUCCCCCUGAAGGACAGCGGCAAGGAGCGCCGGGACUUCACCAAGGGCAACGCGGCCGCCGGGAAGGGAGAGCCGAAGAGGGACGGGAAGAGGAAGAGCGAGCUGAAGAAGGCCGGACACGAGAAAGCCGCUGACGCCGUAAAACAGGUGAAGGCGCAGACGGAGAUGAGGAAGACUCCGGUCCCUGAGGCCAAGAAGACUCCCGUCACUCAAAUGCAAACCACCUGCUCCUCCCAGUUCAUCCCCACCAUCCAUCACCCAGGAGCCUUCCCCCCCCUGCCCAGCCGACCUGGUUUCCCACCCUCGGCCUAUGUGAUCCCGCCCCCGGUGGCAUUUCCAGGCCUCCAGGUGAACCCUGGCUUUACUUUCCCUGCUGGAGUGACCGUCCCCGGUGCCUUCCUCCAGCCGGGCGUCCACACCCAGACCGCCGGCCAGUCCGGGAAGCCUUCCCACAUUCCUUACAGUCAGCAGAGGCCCUCUGGUCCCGGCCCGGGUCAGGGCCCGGGGUCCUCCUGCCCCCCCCAGGGUCAGCAGCCCCAGAACCAGGCCAUGCAGUCGGUGCAGCUGCAGGCAAUGAGCCAGCAGUCUCCCACCAAACCGGUCCAGCAGGUCGGGAUGGGCAAGAGUCCACCUCACCACCCGGGUCUGCAGCAGUUCAUGCAGGUCCAGGAUCAGCCGGCUCAGAUGUGGAACCAGGCUCAGGCCGCUCUGCAGAAGAUCCCCCCCGUGCCGAUGUCCAUGAAGCAGCCUCAGCAGCAGCAGCAGCAGGCGGCCUUCUACAUGGCAGCUCAAGAUCCUCUCAAACUCUACGAGCACCAGAUGGACAAGAAGAUGAAGUUCCCCAACGUGAAGAUCCAGGACUUCUACUGGGAGCCCACCUACAGGGUGGGGGACGGUUUGGCUGUCAUGGCAGACAGGAUGAAGAGGCCUCCCCCGGGGGGGAUCUGCCCCGAGCAGGACGGCUCCACCGGCCCCAGGGGCCCUCCGUUUGAGGACAACAAGCCUCUUCUACCUCCUGACCUGUUAAAAUCUCUAGCAGAUCUUGAGGAGGAGGAGGAGGAGCUGGUCUUUUCUAAGCCUCCUGAUUUCUUCCAGGCCUUGGCCGGUCCUCUGAGCUCUGCUCCUGGACCAAACUUAUUUCUGCCAAACCAGACCCGGAUGGAGAGCGGCGCCGAGGUCGUCUCCUCGUCUCUGCUGCCCAUGUCCGGCUUCCCCAUGCAGGAGUACAACCAGAACAGCAUCUUCAGCCAGGCCUACGGCAAGAGCCUGCCGCCCUGCUCCAAGCCCGACGCUCCCAUGAUGCACCAGGAGCCGUCCCUGUACUCGCUGUUCGAGGGGACCCCCUGGUCCCCCUCCCUGCCCGCCAGCUCCGAUCACUCGACCCCCGCCAGCCAAUCCCCUCACUCCUCCAACCCCAGCAGCCUGCCGUCUUCCCCCCCCACGCACAAUCAUGGCGCUGUGCCCUUCUCCAACUUUGGGCCCAUCGGCACUCCAGACAGCCGGGACCGCAGGAUGGUGGACCGCUGGAAGGCCGACAAGACCGGGGCUGUCAGCGGCUUCGGACUGGACUACCUGCCGGCCCCGCCCUCCUCUGCAGCUUCAGACACCAGCUGGCACCAGGCCGGGCCGACCGGCAACUCCUGGACCAAUCAGGAGUCUCCGAUGGAGGAGUCGUCCUCCACCGUGCUGCUCGACAGCCUCAAGUCCAUCUGGUCGAGCUCCAUGAUGCAUCUUAGGCAGUGGAUUCUGAAGCGCUCUGGGUUCAGCAGAAGCAGAAUCAGCACUAGUUCAGGCCCUAUGAGCAUACGUAUUGAUCGGCGUGCCCCAGAGAAGACGAUCAUUAGCUCCACACUUCAGCCGUAA